Messenger RNA from Ananas comosus (pineapple), 1544 nucleotides. RefSeq names its product peroxisome biogenesis protein 7. Gene Ontology annotation, molecular function: protein binding. The record is from RefSeq and is a predicted model, not a curated record. Gene Ontology annotation, biological process: protein import into peroxisome matrix. Gene Ontology annotation, cellular component: cytosol; peroxisomal matrix. Bases 337 to 1308 code for a protein of 323 amino acids. The transcript has a single exon. NCBI's taxonomy places the organism in Eukaryota, Viridiplantae, Streptophyta, Magnoliopsida, Poales, Bromeliaceae.
UAUCUCGAUCGAAAUACCAGACGGUGGAUUAAUUAGUACGGUUUCUCAGUUUCUCCCCUCCUCUCCAGUCCACACGGUUAAAGAUUUAAGGAAUUGAAACAGAGGGCGGAGAAGAAGAAGCAGAAGCAGCAGCAGCAGCAGCAGCAUCGUCGCAACCUCCUCUCCCCGUAUCCGUACCUACCUCAAAAAAUUAAUACGAAGAAGUAGAGGUCCUAGUGGAAGAGGAGCAACGCAGACGAAGAAGAGGGACGAAGUUUAGAUCAAUCAUCAGUCGAAAGUCGAAACCCUAGGUGGACCGAUCGAUCGAUCGAUCGAUCGAUCUCUGCCUCCGCCGCGAUGGCGGUGUUCAAGACGCCGUUCAACGGGUACGCGGUGCGGUUCAGCCCCUUCCACGAGCGUCGGGUGCUGGUGGGCACCUCGCAGAACUUCGGCAUCCUCGGCAACGGGCGGCUCCACGUGCUCGACCUGCCCCCUCCCGGCGGCAGCGGCGGCGGCCUCCUGCUCCCGGUGUGCGCCUUCGACACCGCCGACGCCAUCUACGACUGCGCCUGGUCGGAGUCGCACGAGUCCCUGGCCGUGGCCGCCGUGGCCGACGGGUCCGUGAAGCUGUUCGACGCGUCCCUCCCGGCGUCGUCGAACCCGCUCCGCUCCCUGCACGAGCACUCCCGCGAGGUGCACUCCGUGGACUGGAACCCCCUCCGCCGCGACUCCUUCCUCACGGCCUCCUGGGACGACUCCGUCAAGCUCUGGUCCCUCGACCGCCCGGCCUCCCUCCGCACCUUCCGCGAGCACGCCUACUGCGUCUACUCCGCCGCCUGGAGCGCCCGCCACGCCGACGUCUUCGCCUCCGCCUCCGGCGACCGCACCGUCCGCGUCUGGGACGUCCGCGACCCAGCCUCCAGCCUCGUCAUCCCCGCCCACGACCACGAGGUCCUCUCCUGCGACUGGAACAAGUACGACGAGUGCUCCCUCGCCACCGCCUCCGUCGACAAGUCCGUCCGCGUCUGGGACGUCCGCGCCCCGCGCGCCCCCCUCGCCGCCCUCGCCGGCCACGCCUACGCCGUCCGCCGCGUCAGGUUCUCCCCCCACCGCGAGAGCCUCCUCAUGUCCUGCUCCUACGACAUGACCGUGCGCCUCUGGGACUACCGCGCCGACGACGCCCUCCUCGCCGCCUACGACCACCACUCCGAGUUCGUCCUCGGCAUCGACAUGAGCGCCCUCGUCGACGGCCUCCUCGCCAGCGCCGGCUGGGACGAGCUCGUCUACGUCUGGCCCCACGGCACCGAUCCCCGGGCGGUCAUGCCCUAAUUACCUCCUCCUCCUCCUCCUCCUCCUCCUCCUCGUAGUAAUCAGAAAAAAACAAAGAAAAGUUAUCACGCAAUUCAAGAUUAAUUGUUAUUUCUACUACUCUACUCUCCUUUCAGUAGUAGUGAAGGAGAAAUCUGCAUGAAAAGGGAACAGAGCGAUCCUGCUCGGGUAUGCUCUUCUUUCUUGCCCUAAUAAUAAUAAUAUCAUCAUCAUCAGCGAACUGUGUGAUAUGCCUA